Messenger RNA from Menidia menidia (Atlantic silverside), 2370 nucleotides. Lineage: Eukaryota; Metazoa; Chordata; Actinopteri; Atheriniformes; Atherinopsidae. The record is from the annotation of a GenBank genome assembly.
AUGAUAUGGUGCGUCCACAUGGAAGGCUGGAACACCCAUCAUUCCCACUGCCAACACAUGGACAAGCCAGAAAGCCGGAGGCAGUGCUUUAAGAUGUGUGACUGGCACCAGGAUCUCUUUGAAUGGGAGGUUUCUGAUUGGGGGGGCUGUGUCCUUGUUCCUUUCUUUUCCAACGAGCUCAAGCUGAGGGCGGCUGAGUGCAUUACAGCACAGCACGGCAUCCAGAGGCGCAAUAUCCAUUGUGUCCGCACGUCAAAUCGAACCACUGUCACCUCGAGGAUAUGUGAGUUCUUCUCCCAGAAACCUCCGGUGGAGCAGGCGUGCUUAAUCCCGUGCCCCCAGGACUGUGUGGUUUCGGACUUCACCUCUUGGUCAGGUUGCAGCAAAACUUGCGGCGCUGGCCUGCAGCAUCGAACUCGACACGUCCUGGCCACGCCGAUGUACGGAGGGGCAAACUGCCCUAACUUAACCCAGACCAGGACUUGUGCCAGCACUAUUGACUGCCCUGCCGCAGAGGAUGUGUACCAGUACAGCCUUAAAGUAGGGGCCUGGAGCGAGUGCCGACUCUCACAUCACAAGGACGCUCUCUUAAGCGGAAGGACCAAAGUGGACUUCGGCAUCAGCUCCGAUGAGAACAACACAGUAACAUUCCACACACUGGCUUCUCACCAUCAUUCCCACCACAAACACCACCACCGCUCUCACGUGAAAACCAAACACCCAGUGUCGUGGGAACUAGAAGUGGGAUAUCAAACACGACACGUACGCUGUACGAGAAGUGAUGGCAAAAAUGUCAUGCUGAGUCUGUGUACCAAGGACAACUCCCCCCUGACCUUCCAGGCAUGUGUGAUGCCCAAAGAAUGUCAGACAUCUGACUGGACAUCUUGGAGUUCCUGCUCCAAGACCUGCCGGUCCACGGACCUGUCCCCUGGUUACCGCCUUCGGUCACGUACCAUGACGCAGCUCCCACACGGCAGGGGGAAGCGUUGCCCUACUCUUGAGGAAAAAGAAGCGUGCAACAUCAUUGGAGAUUUACUUCCAAAAUGCCCCAGGUACAUGUGGAGGACCACUGACUGGGAUGGGUGCCACAUACUACCUUUACUCAGACAGCAGGACCGGCGACACACUAACAUCAGUAAUCUGUGCGGAGGCGGAACACAGACCAGGAAGACCUACUGUGUUCAAAUCCCCGACGAUUCAGCGCCACAUCACAGGAAGGAAGUCUCCAGGCCGGUGGAUUCCAGGCUGUGUGACGGUGCUGAGCCCCCUCUGGCCGUCCAGAAUUGCUCUGUCCCUUGCCAGCAUCACUGCUUGCUCUCUCAGUGGUCCACCUGGAGCUCUUGCCUGCAUGACAAUUGCAAAGAACCCCAAGGAAAGAAAGGUUUCAGACAAAGGAGGAGAGAGGUGUUGUGGGAGUCCGAUGGGAUUCUGGGAACUUGCCCUCAUCUGACAGAGUUUAUUCCCUGUGAGGACCCUGCCUGCUACCAGUGGCAGGUCCAACAAGAGGGAAGAUGCAUUCCCACCAAGCACUCCUGUGGUUCUGGAUCUAAAGCACAAAAUGCAACCUGUGUCAGCGCUGACGGGGUAGAUGUGCUCGACACCCACUGUGUCGAUGACCCUCCACCCACAGAGGAGGCCUGCGAGGUGCCCUGCCCCGCGGACUGUGUCAUUGGGUCCUGGUCGUCAUGGUCCUCCUGCUCUCACAGCUGUGCUACCAAAACCGCAGAGGGCAGGCAGAGCCGCACUCGCACGGUUUUGGCCAUUCCACGGAAAGAAGGGAAAGCAUGUCCAGCAGCUCCUGCCUUGGAGGAGUGGAGAGUCUGCAAUGACCAUCCUUGCACAUUUUUCUACUGGGAGGCCUCAGGAUGGGGUCCCUGUAUCAAGGAUACAUCUGCCGAUCUCAAUGGAACAAACUUCUGGAAUUGGACCUCGACUUGCGGCGUUGGUGUUCAGAGUCGCAAAGUCAGCUGCAUGAAGACGAAUGUUGGUUCCGUCAUAAGUAAGAGGUGUUCAGAUUCUGCUCGUCCAGAAAGUAUCCGACCCUGUUCGCUUCCCUGCAAGAAAGACUGCAUAGUGACCCCAUUCAGUGAAUGGACAGCUUGCCCAUCAACCUGCCUUCAAGAUAAUGCAACCUCCACCACGCAGUCACGCAACAGAAUCAUCAUUCAAAGGCCUGCUAAUGGAGGUCAAGAGUGCCCUGACACUUUGUAUGAAGAGAGGGAGUGUGAAUCACUUUGUGUAUGUCCAGUGUAUAGGUGGAGGACGCACAAGUGGCACAGUUGCACUUUGGUCCCAGAUUCUGUUAGACGAGGAUUAUCUGGAUCAGGAGAAGCCUGUGGGAAUGGUUUAGAGACAAGAGGCAAGUAUUAA